This is a messenger RNA of Lodderomyces pseudojiufengensis, 771 nucleotides long. Its product is annotated as U2-type spliceosomal complex subunit. Bases 1 to 771 code for a protein of 256 amino acids. NCBI's taxonomy places the organism in Eukaryota, Fungi, Ascomycota, Pichiomycetes, Serinales, Debaryomycetaceae. The transcript has a single exon. The record is from RefSeq and is a predicted model, not a curated record.
AUGGCAGGUGAUUUAAAUCUCAAAAAGUCUUGGAAUCCGAAACUAGUCAAGAAUCAAACAAAAGUAUGGGAAUUAGAACAAAAAAAACUCAAACAAUUAAAAGAAGAUCAACUUAAAAAUGAAGAAAGUAAAAAAGAACAAGAAUAUAUAGACUUAUUGAAAUUACAAUAUGGUGAUAAUUACAAGGAUCAUUUAUCAACUAAUGAGAAAUUAAAAGUUAAUAAAUUAAGUUGGAUGUAUGAUGAUGUACCAUUUGAAGCACCAGAAGCAGAAGAAACUAAAAAUACAAGUGGGUUUAUUGAAAGUAAUUUGGAGUUUACUGAUGGUAAAAAAGAAGUGGAAAGUUUAUUGAAUGGUAAUCAAGCUUUCAAUAAGAGAGAAUCUAGGGGAAGUAACGGUGGAAAUGAUCGAUUGAAUAAAAUCAUAGGGUCAGGAUUGAGUAAAAGUAGUAGUAAUUCAUCAGCACUAGAUAAUGACCCUUUGGCGAUGAUGAAACGACAGCAACAACAACAAAGAAGGUCGAGAAUACCGGGCACUGAAAUAUCUUCAUCAUCUUCAUCAAACAGGAUACAUAAGCCGGAUGAUAAACAUAGGCAUAGAUCACAAAAAUCAUCACGUCCAUCAUCACACUCACAUCACAACCCAAGGUCAAGCUCACACCAAUCGCAUCAUUCUAGCGAUAACCGAAGUUCACAUCGUCUGCACGAUAACCGAAGUUCACAUUACAGGUCAAGAGAUCGAGAUCCUAUAUCCAGUUCUGCUAGGAGUUAG